AUGGGUGCUCUCGACAAGUACGUGGAUGGCUCCAAGCGAGAAGAAGCCUUGAAGUGGAAAGAGAGAUGCAGGAAAGCUAUUAGACUAUCCGAGGACGGUAAAUUCGAAGAAGCAUUGGUUCUGUGUCAACUAAAUCUCGACUGGAGCCUGGAGGUUCUGGGUCCCGAUCACAACUGUACCGUGUCCGACCAAGAAGCCCUUGCACAGGCGUUAUACUCCCUCAAACGCUUCAAAGAAGCCAGGAGAUUAGACCAAGCUGCUCUGGACACCCGGAUCCGAGUCGAGGGAGGUGAUCCACCCUCGAAGGAGCUUCUGGAGGUGAAAUUGAACCUAGCGCAAGAUCACGUCGCACUCAAGAACUUCAAAUCGGCUGCCAAACUGUAUGAAGAAGUGUACAAGAGCUACGAAGACGUCGAUAUUCAAGUGCUCAAAAUCGCUUACGACUUGGCGGCCUGUUGGCAUCAUUCUCGACUGUACAGGAAAUCCAAAGAGUUGAAUGAGUGGGUGCUGGAGAGGAGACUUGAACUACAUGCUUCGGAUGAGCAAAUUUCGAUGAGUAGAGAAGCCAUCAAGCAGAAUUUAAAGAGGAUUGAAAGUGGUAAGAAAGAGAAGGCGGCGGAGAAACAGAAAGCUGCGGAGGAGGCAGAAAGGAUAAGGAAGGAAGCGGAGAAGGGAGAGGCACGAAAGAUGGAACAGAAGAGAAAAGCCGUCGAGAAGGCCGAAGUUGACGCCAAGAAAUCAGCAGGCACGAGCCCGAUCAAGGAGAAGGUGGCCAUGGAGAAGGUAUCGGACCAGAAUAAAUCUAAAGAGGAUGCAGAGAAGAAGAGGCUAGAGGAAGUUGAAGCUCGUGCACUUGAACGCGAACGGCUGGCUAAGGAGUUGAGAAUCAAAGAACGUGCUGAAAGAGCAGCAGCAGAGGAGAAAGCAAGGAUUGAAAAGACCCAGGCCAGAAGGGAGCAGGCUCGGGAAGAUGUCAUGAUACAGCUAGGCCACUCGCCGUCUCAACAAGGAGGUCCUACAUCCAAGAAUGAGGAGCCAUCAUCGCCAAUUCCAAUUCCAUCUAUCAACGUUCAGAAACCCGAACAACGACCAUCUUCUGCACCCAAGCAUAGUUCUGGACUUGAGAAGUGGAAAGAUGGUCUAGAAGCCAACACAGGGAAGUUGAAGUCAAAUGGCAAUGUGACGCCUCGGCCAAGAUCCAACUCACAGGAGACAAGAGACCCGACAGAUAGGAUCCCAUUUCGUCACAUCUCAAGGAAUGAUCUCCUCUCACAAUUCGGAUCGGCUCAAGCUGGCUCGACGAGUGGAAGUGAGGUCGGGGAAUCUGAAAAGCCUCUCCGAAAACCUUCGCGCCAGCCUUUACCACCGCCUCAGAAACCAUGGUUUGCAAAGCUAGAUUCCAAUACUGCAAAGCAAGAGACACCCGAGCAAAAGCCUCUUUCCCCAUCGUUGAAGCCUGAUCCAGCAGCCAAAUCAUCCCCUGAUCUUUCUCGAUCGCGGUCACUUAACAGCAGGAAAGACAAAGGGCCUGGAACAGGUGAGGUGAGAUCUGCUUCUGCGAAUCCUGGCAAGAAACGUGGGUCUUCCCCAGACGGCGGAAAGAAAGUGCAACAAUAUUAUAGCCAGCUUUUUGAUGCCAAAGGAGGAAAAGAAGACGAUGAUAGCACAUUCGCAGUAAAUGGCUGGUUCGAUAGCCUUGAGUCCGAGACCCAAAAUCUCUUAAUACACCUCCGAAGAUCACAAGGAAAGAGAGUCAAGAUUGCUAUCCUUGACACAGGAAUCGAUCUCUCUCAUCCUGAUUUCAAAGAAGAUCAAUCAGCAUCCCGCAUGAACAGGCCAAUCAAAACCCCGGAAGACUUUCUGGAUCCUGAAGGCAAAGCGUUCGAUACGUGCGGCCAUGGAACAUACUGUGUCGGAAUUCUGCGGAGAGUUGCUCCGGAAGCAGAUAUUUAUGUCGCAAGGGUAGCAAAGGAUUUCGACAGUAAUCUCGAUCCAGAAGUCGUUGCUAAGGCAAUCACUCGUGCGUGUAACUCCGACAGAGACAGUGAUGGGAAACGGAACUGGAAUGUCGAUAUCAUCACCAUGUCGUUUGGAUUCUAUGGUAUCUUUCCACUCGUCCGCACAGCUAUUCGACAAGCUCUCGCAAAACCAGUCCUCGUCUUCGCCGCCGCCUCGAACAAUGGUACGCGUCGAGCCAUCGCAUUCCCCGCCAGUAUGACAGGCGUAUUCUGUAUCAAUUCUGCAACUGGCGAUGGAGGCCGAUCGAGCUUCAACCCCGAACCAAAAGCAGACAAAAACUUCAGCAUCAUCGGCGAGAACAUCGUAUCAUCCUGGACGACGCACGGAAACGCCAAUGCCAGACGAUCAAUGUCCGGCACGUCGGUGGCAACGCCAAUGGCUGCUGCAGUAGCUGCUCUGGUUCUUGAAUAUGUUCUCCAGAACGAUCCUGAGUCGAGCUUAUUGAAGCAGCUGGACGAGUUCAAGGAGUAUGAUGGCAUGUCGAAAAUCUUCUCGCUUAUGUCGAAGCAUAAAGAUGGGUAUAAGAAUAUUAUCCCUUGGGAGGUACUGUCGGCGGUGGGAGGUGCGAAAAGAUCAACUAUUACUGGACUUAUUGAGUGGGCGAUGAGGAAUCCUGCGGGACAGUGAGCGGUCGUCAUAGUGGUUUCUUCCACGUGAUGGGCAGUCCAAGCUGGUUUUGGAAAGGUAUCCAGCUCUACCCAAUCAGUAAAGACAUGAUUUCAGUGAAGCUCUCCAUUAGCGUGAACCAACCCCGGUGGAGACAAGAGCGGAGUUGAGGAGGAUGUUCAGGACUCGCAAGGCGUCGGUGGUAGAGGAAUGGGAGCCUUGCAUGCACCAUCUGUGAUUUGUGGUUUUAAUUAUGGAUGCCAACCAUGAUGGUGACUUGAAAGGAUUGGUAGAGAGGUGCUGUGGCUAUAAUGAACUCAGUUGUGGUCUCUUGACGAUAUGGUGUCGCUAUUACUGUACUGAUGCCUGCGAUGAAAGUGCUUGUGGGCAGAGACGUUGUGCGCUGAGUAAUGAUGCUAACUAGCGACGACACACCUAGGUAAUGGAAGGCGCCCUCGGCGGAUGAUUGUAUCAGCACAGUAGCAAAGAUUGUAUAAAUCGUCG
This is a messenger RNA of Cadophora gregata, 3129 nucleotides long. RefSeq lists its product as uncharacterized. The record is from RefSeq and is a predicted model, not a curated record. Bases 1 to 2646 code for a protein of 881 amino acids. Gene Ontology annotation, molecular function: protein binding; serine-type endopeptidase activity. The transcript has 3 exons. Gene Ontology annotation, biological process: proteolysis. Lineage: Eukaryota; Fungi; Ascomycota; Leotiomycetes; Helotiales; Ploettnerulaceae.